AUGGCUCCGACAACAAAGAAGGCCAAGGGGCCGGCUAAGAAACAGGUCCUUCGAGGCAAAGGACAGAAGAAAAAGGUGUCCCUAAGGUUUACCAUCGAUUGCACUCAUCCUGUAGAAGAUAAUAUUAUGGAUGUUAGCAAUUUUGAAAAAUAUUUACAAGAGAAAAUUAAGGUUGGUGGUAAAACCAACAAUUUCGGCAAUAGUGUUGUUUUAGAGCGUAAUAAGAUGAAACUCUCAAUUAAUAGUGAUGUGGAUUUUUCUAAACGAUAUCUUAAGUAUUUGACAAAGAAAUACUUGAAGAAAAAUAAGUUGCGAGAUUGGUUGCGAGUAGUCUCGAAAGAUAAAGAGACAUAUGAAUUACGGUACUUCCAGAUCAACAGCCAGGAAGAUGAUGAUGAAGAGGAUGCCGAGUAA
Messenger RNA from Camponotus floridanus (Florida carpenter ant), 414 nucleotides. RefSeq names its product 60S ribosomal protein L22. The record is from RefSeq and is a predicted model, not a curated record. Gene Ontology annotation, molecular function: structural constituent of ribosome; RNA binding. The transcript has 4 exons. Lineage: Eukaryota; Metazoa; Arthropoda; Insecta; Hymenoptera; Formicidae. Bases 1 to 414 code for a protein of 137 amino acids. Gene Ontology annotation, biological process: cytoplasmic translation. Gene Ontology annotation, cellular component: ribosome.